GGAGUAAGUACAGAGUCAAUAACAAAAGAAUUCGAAUUUUAUCGAAAUUAUCCAGUUCUAAGAAUAUCAGAUUCAAUCAAAGAAACAUAUUAUCACAAUGUUGACAAAUUCAUUUCAGUUUCAGGAUUUGUUUCAGAUUAUGAUUGUGAUGAUGAAAUUGAAAUCAAAGGAUAUAUUGAAGGAUAUUCAAAUAGUCAAACAUCACAAAAUAUUUAUAUUCCAGAUUUAAAUAAUCAUUUAUUCGAAAUUAAUAUCCCUAUUCCUGACAACCUUACAACUGUUGAACAUAAUCUUCUUAUUACAUGUUGUGACAAUGUUAAUAAAUGUGAUUCAUUUAACAAAACGUUUUCUUACGAACUAAAUAAACCAGAAAUUAGUAUUGUUAAAUCACCAACAUUCCCUGUUUAUAUUAACAAAGAUAAAAAUCUUGAAUUUGUUCUUUCUGUUUCAGACAAAGAUGGAAACAGUAACAUCAGAAUUUUUCACAUUCUCAACGACACUGCAGGAAACAAUGUCAACAUAAGCUUUUCUAAUGAUCUUCCAGUUGAUGUUGAAUAUUCAAUUCCUAUUCCAGAUGAUAUCGAUGUUGGUGUUUGUCAACUAUGUAUCUAUGCAGUAGAUGAGCAUAAUCUCUAUUCAAAGAAUAUUUAUCUCGAUGUAGUAUUUUCAAAAUUCACAUAUGAUGAAAUUAAUGAAGAUCAAAAUCAUAAAAAACGCAAAAAGAAACCAAUUAAAUAUUCACCAUUCUUUUUUGUUCUCGCACAGAAAGUUUCAUAA
Messenger RNA from Trichomonas vaginalis G3, 777 nucleotides. RefSeq lists its product as uncharacterized. The annotation marks the transcript as partial. The record is from RefSeq and is a predicted model, not a curated record. The transcript has a single exon. NCBI's taxonomy places the organism in Eukaryota, Parabasalia, Trichomonadida, Trichomonadidae.